Molecule: messenger RNA, 477 nt
Organism: Parnassius apollo (apollo)
Lineage: Eukaryota; Metazoa; Arthropoda; Insecta; Lepidoptera; Papilionidae
Source: the annotation of a GenBank genome assembly
AUGGAAGAUUUUGAUGAUGAUUUGGACUACGAACUAUCGCAAUUAGAUUUAUCAGAGUAUAAUCAAGAAUGUAACACAUUAUCGAAUAGUGAUACCCUACAAGUAUUUGACGUUGAUCUCAAUGAGACAAUAUCAAUCGCACGCACCAAAAAUCAUCAUCGAUGGCAGAUUUUAUCUGACAGUGAAGAUGAUCAGAUUCCCAUAUUACCGCCCUCACGAAAUACAGAAGUAUGGUUCAUUCCGUUGGGUAAGCAAUCAAGCAUUAUUCCAUAUACUGAAUGUCCUGGGCUUAAGCCAUUUUCAUUGCGAUCCAGCAUGAGUUCAGCUAAACCAGCAGAAUUUUAUUUAUUGUUAGUACCUGAUAGUAUAUUCAAGUACAUAGCCGAAGAAACAAAUCGCUUUGCUUUACAAACCUUGAACAAAAGUGCAACAAAAUCAUACCGAAUGCAGAAAUGGAUGCCUACAGAUUGCCAUUAA